GUGUGUGUCCUUACGCAACUAACUAAGCAUCGUGAAGUAUCGCUUGGACCGUUCACUCAGUCGUUCACAGUUCGAGGGAAACACCACAUCGGCUGCCAGAGACUCGAUCGUCGCGUGUGACCAGAGUAAGAAUACACUACGAGAACAUGUCGACGUACAAGCUAACAUACUUCAACGUCACCGGCCUUGGGGAGUGUAUUAGGUACUUGUUGAGCCAAUGCGGCAUCAAGUUCGAGGAUGUCAGGAUCAACUUCGACGACUGGCCCAAGCAUAAAGCAAACAUGCCGAUGGGCCAAAUGCCGAUCCUGGAGAUCGACGGCAAGGUGUACCACCAGUCCAAGGCCAUCUCCCGCUUCCUCGCUAAGAAAGGCAAGCUGUACGGAGCCAACGAGAUCGAAGCGAUGGAGAUCGACGCCGUGGUCGACGAUAUCGAAGACUUGAGACACGCUUUAUCCGUAUACUAUUGGGAACAAGACGCCACCUUCAAAGCGAAGCUGAAGGAGAUCGCCUAUCAAAAACUGCCGGUCUACCUUGACAAGUUGGAGGCUCAAGUGAAGAACAACGGCGGUCACUUCGUCAAUGGCAAGCUGUCGUGGCCAGAUUUCCUGUGGGCUGCGUACAACCAAUAUUUGGGCGUUGUCUUAGGAGGAGAUCCGAACAAGGAUCAUCCAGAGUUGAAGAAACUCGUGGAGAAAGUUCAAGCCCUCCCCAACAUUAAAGCUUACCGCGAGAAACGACCCAAGACUCAGUUGUAAAUAAAAUUCGAAGUGCCCGUAUUAUGUCGUCAAGAUUGCAAAUUUGUUAUACCGUUAUCAUCGUUUUUACUAACUUUUUUAAAUUACAAUAACUGUUUUAAAAAAAAACAUAUAACAUAUUCAUGAGGGAAUUCCGAGUAUAACUGGUUUACAUACUGAUCAGUACUAUCGUAUGACAAAUGUGAGGAAUUAUAUAAUAAGGUCUGUUAAAUAAAGUCAUCUCGGAGAUUAUCGAGAGA
Molecule: messenger RNA, 994 nt
Organism: Ooceraea biroi (clonal raider ant)
Lineage: Eukaryota; Metazoa; Arthropoda; Insecta; Hymenoptera; Formicidae
Gene: GstS1
Product: glutathione S-transferase S1
Biological process (GO): glutathione metabolic process
Molecular function (GO): glutathione transferase activity
Source: RefSeq, a predicted model, not a curated record